This is a messenger RNA of Chilo suppressalis (striped riceborer), 4053 nucleotides long. The record is from the annotation of a GenBank genome assembly. NCBI's taxonomy places the organism in Eukaryota, Metazoa, Arthropoda, Insecta, Lepidoptera, Crambidae.
AUGUCAUUUACGCCCCGUAGUCUAGCAACAAAUGUUAUAUCAAUGCGCUCUUCAGUGAGCUACAUUUUAUCUCACGCGCCUGGAGAAUCUGUAAUGUCGCAUCCAGACUACGGGCAACAUGCCCAGCACCACGCUUGCCUCUUGGUGCUGGUAAAAGGCAUAGGUGGUAUGUUGAAAAACUUCAACAAAUUAUGGGAGCGUAUCCAAAAAGUAAACAACAUAAAAGUUACUGAUUCAUCUGGACAAGUACGAGAUAUUUGGGUUAGAUAUGUUAGAGACUAUCCUGUUGAAAAUAAUGACUGGGGAGACUUCCAAACCCAUAGACGUCUUUUAGGGCUGAUAACACUAAGUAAAUUUACAAACCAAAUAGAAUUAAAUGAGGUUUGUAGAGUACAUGAAUCUCUGAAGGUGAAAUAUACCAACACUCUUUAUGACUCGAGAGCCUUCAUGUUUGGACCAAUCAGUAAAAAACCAGAACAAGAGCCAGAAACCUACAGCAUAUUUGAAGAUGAUAAAACAUCAAAGGAAAGCAGUAGUCUAGGAGAAAAAUUCUCUUUGCCUAGUGAUCAAGCAGACAGUCUGUCUUCAGCUGAAAGCUAUCCCCAUUCUUCAUCAUCAACCACAUCUUUACCUAUACAAGAAGAAAAUUAUACAACACCAUCAAAUUUUAAAACUCAUGCUAUGUUCUAUAGUGAAAAUGACCCAGUGACUGAUUUAGAACAGAAUGUAGCUGAUUUGAUUAAUUCUCUUUUUUGGGUUGUUGAAUCUAAAAGGUUGGAAAGAUCUAGAGAAAAAAUUGAGAAAGUCUCUCUACUCUUAGCACCAUUUGAAAAGAAAGACUUUGUAGGUCUUGAUAUGGAAUCACGAAAUAACAAAAAGCGAUGUAUGGGGCGUGUCACCAAAAACCUAGCAGAUUUAACUUUACAGUCGGGCUUGAUAGCAGAUAGUCUGAAUUUGUACCAUAAUGCUGCAGAAAUACUUAAAGCUGUCAAUGACUGGCUAUGGUUAGCUGCUGCUAAAGAAGGAUUAUGUGCUGCAUCAGCAAUUCUCUUAUAUCCUAAUUUGCGGAACCCCACUCCAUUACAAAGAAAUGCUAGCUUACAAGAAAGUUCACCCAACAAAACCAAACCUUUAUCAUUAUUCCAACCAAAUAUAGAUCCCUUUAAAAAAUACAAAUUGCCUUCUUCUCCACUUCGAUCUUCAAAAACCUCUAGUCCUGUUAAUCCUCCCAGUGAACUAACUCCCUCAUCAUCAGAAAGCUUGGAAACCUCUUCACGGCAAUCUGAAACUGAUAAUGCCGAUACAGAAUCCCUGGCAUCUUCAAGUGACAUAGAAUACCAGAGCCAGAAAUCGUUUUACAUGUCCGACCAUCCUUCAAUUCCAAGGCAACCAUCUCAAAUCAACAACCAAUAUCUAUUGAAUGGUGAAGAGAUUGCUGAGAAAUAUCGAAAAGCUAUUAUCCAUUACAGCAAAUAUCAAAAUGCUGGUAUUAUAGAGACUGAAGCUUGUUUCAAGGCAGCUAGAAUUGCUGUGGAACAAAACAACAGUCUCCAUGCAUCAAGCUUCUUACAAAAUGUAAUAUUUAUCAAUCUGACUUUAAGUGAACAGGAAAAAAUUCAAAGAUUCGAUACACUGGCUGAACUUUAUAAAGAAAUAGGAUUCCUAAGAAAAGCAGCGUUUUGUCAGCGUUUGGCAGCCACGCGUCAAGUGAGCCCUAAUAACCCGAACCCAGACUGGCAGCGGUGCUACUAUCUCAUGCUACACAGUUUCCCUGGCCACAGACUCAGUCUCGACCCUAACUAUGUUAUACAGCAUCAAGUUGGUUGGCCAGCCCUUCAAAUCCAAUUAUUGCAAGAGCUAGUAGUAGCCGCUCGAAGAAUGGGGCACCCGGCCCUCGCCACUAGGCACAUGACCUUCCUGCUGCAGACCAUGUGGCCGCAUCUGUCGCGCCAGGAGCACAGGGACUUGGCCAUACAGUUGCAAGCGUUAUCGGCGCAGUGCGAAGGCGGACCCGUGCCCCUAGUGCUGGAGACGGGUGAAGUGAUCCCUCCCGCUAACCUCACGCACGUGCCGCGUUGUUCUGCGUUCCUACCGCGCCCGCCGCCGUCGCCCCGCGCCCCUCAUAUGCUCAAGUGCAAGCCCCAGCAGGGCCCGUUUAUAUUCACGCCAAUACACUUCGGCAGUCUCGAGCGGAAAGCCAGGAAGGAUGAGGGAAAAAUGGAGUACCUUUGGGUGGAAGACGAUAUUUGCGAAGUCCAAAUGAAACUCACCAAUCCACUACCAUUCGAGCUCAAAGUUUCCAAUAUGAGACUGCUCACGUCCGGCGUGGUGUUCGAGUCGAUACCGGAAACUAUAAUAUUGCCGCCCGACUCUCCCACCACAGUGAACCUUCACGGGACACCGAAAGAAGUGGGUGAAUUGCAAGUACUGGGAUAUUCCACUCACACUCUAGGUGUAAAGUCAAAUUGCAGACUAAAGAACAUGCCAACUCCAAAUAAAUUUCUACCCUCAUACACGAUUGAAGUUAUUCCCAGCCUACCUACAAUUACUAUAGAAACUUCAGUGGCGCCCUCUGGCAGUGUUAGCUUGUCGAGCUUAGAGAAUGUUGGCAGUACCACAAACAUUACUCUCUACAAUGGGGAAAGCACAGAGUGCACCAUGAGGAUUACUAACACAAGUAACGUCCCAAUAGAAUAUUUGGAUAUAGCUAUUCAAUCAAACAUGGACAGUCAGUUGCAAUCUAAAGUUUUCCAACUGUCCAAUGAGGAUAUCCAGGCUCAAUUGCCAAUCCCUCCCAACGAAUCAGCUACAGUGACGAUGAAGUUGUAUGGAGAAGCAGAUUUCCUAGAUCUAGGCGGGGUGGGCGGCGAGAACUUAUUCCCUAACAGCUUGACGUCAAACUACCCUUCGAGAGUGGGAUCUCCAGUGCCAAACGUUCAGUCCUCAUUGCCAACGCAAAGCUCGAACGCUCAAACUUCGCUCAGCAGUGGUCUGAUACCUAACAGGACUUCAGGGAGCUUUAGAUCCAGUAACUCGCAUACAACUAGCUGGUCUGCUCCGAUAUCUGUCAUGCCGCCAUCCAGAGGGAGACAAGUAGAAGCGCAAGUUAUCAUACGAUAUUCUGGUGGAUCGGGCAAGGAGGUGCAUUGUAGACAGUCAACCCUACAAAUUAACCUUGAAUUGUUACCUAGUAUGUCCAUCACACAUUGGGAUGUCUUACCAGCAGAAAUUCCUUCUCAGCUAUAUCUAGUUCUGGACGUAACAAACCUCACAUCAGAGGAGAUGGACUUCCACUAUACGCCGUCGAAGCACAUCCUGAUAGAAAGCAAGGAGUCCUGCCGCGUCCCAGUGCCACUAGACAGAUGUCCCUUCAAUCUCACCAGCAGAACUAAUGAAGAAAGUAAUUCGGAAGAUAUGCUAGAAUGCAAAUCUACGGUAACCGGAUCUUCCGUAACAAGCGUGGAGGAGUUAUGUUCAGCACACGUUACGGAGCAUGUGUCGCUCAGCUGGCAAUUGCUGCACUCUGAAACGAGAGGGAAAGCCUCUGUUAAAGGCAUCACACUCUCACAAGCCAUGAUCGAUAUCGUCCGAAUGUCGCCUCUGAACUGGGAGGUGAGUGUAAACAAGCAGUGCAUAAAGCCACAAGAGGAGUUGAAUUGCACUGCGGGCGAAUGCCUUUCACUAGGCGUGGGAGUGUGGAACCAUCUGAGGCGACCGCUUAGACAAUUGUGUCUCUCCGUACAAUUCUACCAGGAUUAUAACAACGGCGUUCAUACAUACAAGCUGGAUAACAGACUCGCCACCGCUGGAAAUAACAAGAUCGUUCUGGCUUCAUUACCAGAGUCUUCAAAAGCAUAUCACGAGUGCACAGUAGUGUUUCUAACUCCUGGGGAAUAUAAAAUUGACAUACAAUGUUCGACGACAGAACCAGUGCUAGAAGAUAUCCCUGUGAUAGGGGACACAGAUCACCCAUCUAUAAUACAACCAUGUCCGGGUGAAGUCAGCCACGUGUGGAGGUUCAUACCGCCAGUCGCUAUAAGUGUCACAGAUUGA